AUGGACACAGGCAAGGCAUCCGUCCAGAUGGACGAAGGCGAUACAGGUCGUGAGCAAAAUCUCGAGUCGUGGGACUUUAAUGCCCAAACCGAAGAAUGGCGCAAAGACUUUGACAGGAAACUCCUCCGAAAAGUCGACAUGCGACUAAUGCCGACUCUCGUGGUCAUGUAUCUCCUCAACUUUCUCGAUCGAUCGAAUCUCGCACAAGCAAGACAAGGAUCCCUCGAGGAAGAUCUCGGCAUGUCAGGCACAGACUUCAACCUCGCCACGUCGAUUUUCUUCGUGGGAUAUCUGCUCAUGCAACUCCCCUCCAAUCUCAUCCUUACGAAGCUUCGGCCGUCGCUUUACCUUAGCGCGUCUUGCUGUCUCUGGGGCGUGGUGUCGACGUGUAAUGCUGCUUCUGAUAGCUUCACCCAUUUAAUUGUAAUUCGAUUCUUUCUGGGCUUUGUUGAAGCACCCUUUUUUCCGGGGGCGGUGUUUUUGAUGAGUUCGUGGUAUACGAGAGCUGAACUUACGCGACGCAUUGCGUGGCUUUAUUCUGGAAAUGCGUUGGCGAAUAUGUUUGGCGGUGUUCUCGGUGCGGCGAUUUUGGGAGAUCUUGAGGGAGCGCAUGGCAUUGCAGGAUGGAGAUGGCUAUUCAUCAUCGAGGGCGUAGCCGCCAUCGGAUUCUCCUUCAUCGCCUCAGUCGCUCUACCUAAUUACCCUCACACCACCAAAUGGCUAACCCAAGAAGAGCGCGCAUUUGCUGCAUGGCGCCUAGCACAAGAUAUCAACGAAGUCGACGCAUACGGCGAAAAGACAAUCUGGGACGGUGUCAAGAUGGCUGUACGCGAUUAUCGCCUCUACCUGUUCGUGCUUCUUCAGCACGUCAGCUUGGUUUCCCAGACAUUCCAAUAUUUCUUCCCAACCAUUGUCGGAACCCUUGGUUAUGGAAAGAUUACGACUCUGUGGCUCACUGCGCCAGCUUGGUUCGCGACUUUCCUCCUCUCUGUAUGCGUCACGUUGAGCUCUGCCAAGACGAAUGAUAGAUCGCUUCAUAUCAUCUGUCUCAUGCUCGUAGCAGCUAUCGGAAACGCAAUUGCAGCUGGUACAACUGUUGUUGGAGCUCGCUUCUUUGCCAUGUUUCUCAUGCCCAUGGGCUCUGUCGCUUCUUAUCAAAUUAUUGUAUCAUGGGUCGCGAACUCUUUCCCCCGUCCUCUAGUCAAACGAUCAGCCGUCAUCGCCAUCUGCAACAUGAUCGGUAACACAGCGAGUAUUUACGGAUCAUACAUGUAUCCCAGCAAAGACGGUCCCCAAUACACCCCAGGGGGUAGCGCCAAUGCCGCGAUCUGUGUUGUAGUCGCUCUUCUCGCUCUGUUGCUGCGAUAUGUUCAUAAGUGGGAGAACAAGAAGUUGGACAAGGCAGAGGCUGAAGCGAACGUCGUGGCUCCCGAGGAUGGAAAGGUCCACAUGGCUGGUACCACGGGAACCCAACGCGCAGGGUUUAGGUAUAUUUACUAG
This is a messenger RNA of Fusarium tjaetaba, 1500 nucleotides long. RefSeq lists its product as uncharacterized. Gene Ontology annotation, cellular component: membrane. Bases 1 to 1500 code for a protein of 499 amino acids. Gene Ontology annotation, molecular function: transmembrane transporter activity. Lineage: Eukaryota; Fungi; Ascomycota; Sordariomycetes; Hypocreales; Nectriaceae. The record is from RefSeq and is a predicted model, not a curated record. The transcript has 4 exons. Gene Ontology annotation, biological process: transmembrane transport.